AUGUCUAGUUGUCAAUCAACCGGUGCUACAUCUACAACACUUGCUCCUGUAAGAUCAGAAGAUCCAGCAUGGGCCCAUGCACGUGCAGUGCCAGGGGCAAGAAAUAAUACUGAAUGUUUAUACUGUAAUAAAGUAAUUAGAGGUGGCGGGAUCACUCGAUUGAAGUAUCAUCUAGCUGGGAUUCCAGGCAAUGUAGAGGCAUGUAAAAAGGUCUCUGAAGAUGUAAAAUGGCAAAUGAAGGAGUUGCUUGAUGAAAUUAAAAGAAGCAAAGAGAAGAAAAGAAAAAUAAGCUCAGAGAUUGGAGGUGAUAUAGAUUUAACAUCUGAUGAUAUUGAUGAUAGUAAUAGUAUGGAAGGACAAUCUCAGCUUUCAAAAGGUAAGGGGAAGUCAGGAGAAUCUGGAACUGGAAAGUCAGUGGGGGGAUUAAGUAGAUUUUUUGCUCCAAGAACAACUCCUGGGGCCCAACCUUCAAUUAAGAGUUCUAUGUGUUCGAAUGAGAUGCUUGUACAAGCAAAGAUGGCUGUAGCACGCUGGUGGUAUGAUUCUAAUCUGCCUUUCAAUGCGGCUCAAUCCAAGUUUUAUCAACCAGCUAUCGAUGCCAUGACUGCUAUCGGGCCAGGAUUUAAGGGCCCUUCUUUAUAUGAGUUGAGAGGAAAUUUGUUAAAGAUGACUGUGAAUGAGGUUCAAGAUUAUUUGCAACAAAUUAAGAAGGUUUGGAAUGACACCGGUUGUACACUAAUGGCAGAUGGUUGGACAAAUCAGAAGCAACAAUCAAUAAUCAACUUUUUAGUUUAUUGUCCAAAAGGUACAAUGUUCUUGAAGUCUGUUGAUACAUCUGGCCUUAGAAAAGAUGCUGAAACAUUGUUUAAUAUCUUUGAUGAGGUUGUUCAAGAAAUUGGAGCUGAGAAUCUUGUGCAGUUCAUAACGGACAAUGAUGCAAGUUAUAAAGCUGCAGGAAAAAAGUUACAGCAGAAGUAUGGCUCUUUCUACUGGUCCCCUUGUGCAGCUCAUUGCAUAGACUUGAUGUUGGAGAAUUUUUCUGAUCCAAGAUAUUUUCCCCUUAUUGAUGAUACUAUAAAAAAGGCAAAAAAGAUAACAAAGUUCAUCUAUAACCAUGGUUGGGUUUUGGCAUUGAUGAGACAAGAGUUCACCAAAGGUCAUGAUUUGUGUCGUCCUGCAAUUACAAGGUUUGCGACAAAUUUUUUAAGUAUCCAAUGCUUGCUCUUGUUUAAGAAAGAACUGAGACAAAUGUUUACUUGUGAUAAAUGGAUUGCAUCAAGCCAUUCUAAAAGUAUCAUAGGGAAAGAGAUAGCUGGGAUUGUUUUAGAAGAUAAAGAGUUUUGGGCUCAAUGUCAAUUUAUUGUUAAAAUUAGUGAGCCUUUGGUUCGUGUUCUACGACUUGUUGACGGGGAUGAGAAGCCUGCAAUGGGAUACUUGUAUGAUGCAAUGGAAAGAGCCAAAGAGAAUAUAAAAGCAAGAUGUAAUAACAAAGUUAGUAUAUUCAGUCCAUUCACCAGGAUCAUUGAUUCUAGAUGGGAUAAGCAGCUUCACAGUCCAUUACAUGCGGCGGGUUGUCUUCUUAACCCUGGAAUUUUCUAUAGCCCCAGCUUUAAAAAAAAAAAUGAUGUUAUAAAAGGCUUCAACAGUUGUGUUAUGAAGAUGGCACUUGAUCCUGAUGAUCAAGACAAGAUCAUUGAAGAACUUGACUCGUAUAAUAAUGCAGUAGGUGAGUUUGGACAUGCUUUAGCAAUCCGCCAGCGUGAUAAGCUUAAUCCAGUUGCAUGGUGGACCCAAUUUGGUUGCGAGGUUCCAACACUUCAAAGGUUUGCUGUUCGAGUACUAAGUCAAUGUUGUAGUGCAACUGGAUGUGAGAGAAAUUGGAGUACAUUUGAUUUUAUUCAUUCGAAGAAGAGAAAUAGAUUAGUACAUAAACGUUUGAAUGACUUAGUAUUUGUUCGUUAUAACUUGAAGCUGCGAGAGAGGAGCAUAAAAAAGGGAAGAGAUGCUUUAAAUCCAAUCAAUCUUGAAAAUAUUGACUUGAUGGAAGAAUGGGUGAGUGAAGAAUCUGAGCUUCUUGAUGGAGAAGAUUUGGAUUGGGCAAGUAUUGAGGAGCCAUUAAUCUCACUAAAUGAGGAAGACGUUGAUAAUGAAUUCAUGCUGCUCUCCUCUACAGUUAUCAAUAGAAACGUUGAGGCUCCAUCAUUGAUAUACUUCCUAGCUUGCAUCGCCGAGAUCAAAGGUGGGGUGGCCUUAACUGAUGUUCCUGCAUACCUCAUCCUGUCUUCAGUUGGAGAUUUAAACACAACCUCUCAUUUCUGA
This is a messenger RNA of Carya illinoinensis, 2319 nucleotides long. RefSeq lists its product as uncharacterized. The transcript has 4 exons. NCBI's taxonomy places the organism in Eukaryota, Viridiplantae, Streptophyta, Magnoliopsida, Fagales, Juglandaceae. Gene Ontology annotation, molecular function: protein dimerization activity; DNA binding. The record is from RefSeq and is a predicted model, not a curated record. Bases 1 to 2319 code for a protein of 772 amino acids.